AUGCUAAUCUCUGUAUCGCACAGCCCGCGCCCCGCGCCCCGCGCCCCCGCCGCCGCGCGCCGCCCCGCGCCCGCCCAAGCCGCCCGCGCCCGGGAGCUUAAAUCGUGCACUAACAUUAUGCAGUUGGUAAAGCCGCGUCGCGUGCGUCUGUGUAAGCGCGCGCCCGCCGCCCAGAGCGCGCCAGGCGCGCGCCCAUGCGCGCCGCCCAGCGCGCGCCCAGCGUGCGCCCAGCCCGCGCCCAGCCCGCACCCAGCCCGCGCCCAGCCCGCGCCUAGCCUGCGCCCAGCCCGCGCCCAGCCCGCGCCCAGCGCGCGCCCAGCCCGUUCCCAGCCAGCCCGCGCCCAGCCAGCGCGCAGU
Molecule: messenger RNA, 357 nt
Organism: Brenthis ino (lesser marbled fritillary)
Lineage: Eukaryota; Metazoa; Arthropoda; Insecta; Lepidoptera; Nymphalidae
Source: the annotation of a GenBank genome assembly